This is a messenger RNA of Benincasa hispida (wax gourd), 723 nucleotides long. RefSeq lists its product as uncharacterized. The record is from RefSeq and is a predicted model, not a curated record. Lineage: Eukaryota; Viridiplantae; Streptophyta; Magnoliopsida; Cucurbitales; Cucurbitaceae.
AUGUUUUUCCUCCUCACUAUCAAGAAAGUUGUUGAAGCUUGUACUAGCGUUAAGCCGAUCAUCCCUUUAGAAGGACCAACUGAACAACAGAUAAAAGAAGCUGCUGACUGGGAGGAGAAAGACUUUCUAUGUAAGAAUUCUCUUUUAAAUGAUUUGACUGAUGAUCUGUAUAACUACUACAGUACAAUGAAGAGAACGAAGGAGGUCUGGGAUGCCCUGCAAAAGAAGUAUGACACCGAGGCGGCCGGGUCGAAGAAAUAUGCAGUUAGCCAUUAUCUCAAGUUCCAGAUGACGGAUGACAAAUAUGUGGAGGCCCAAUCCCAUGAACUUCAGAAGAUAGCCCACAAGAUAAUUACUGAAUAUUUUAAGAACACUUUGAGGUAUAAGACCAAGGAGUUCUCCUUUGAGAGUCUUAUAACCCAGCUAAGAAUCGAGGAGGAAGCCCGGAAGCAAGACCAGAGGGAGGAGGUGAACAUAAUAUCUAGGAAACCUGCCUCUGCCUUGGAUAAGAAUAUUCUGUUGGGAGAUCACCACUCUACAAAAGUUGUUGGAAUCGGCGAGGUGGAACUGAAGUUUACCUCUGGGAAGACCCUCACAUUGAAGGACGUUCUGCACACUCCAGAGAUACAAAAGAAUUUGGUUUCGGGCUAUCUCCUCAACAAAGUCGGGUUUUGCUCUUUGCUUGACCACUGUGCCUUGACGGUUUAUAGUUCGUCGUUCUGA